This is a messenger RNA of Planococcus citri (citrus mealybug), 543 nucleotides long. Its product is annotated as protein YIPF5-like. NCBI's taxonomy places the organism in Eukaryota, Metazoa, Arthropoda, Insecta, Hemiptera, Pseudococcidae. The coding region runs from base 184 to 528 and encodes 114 amino acids. The record is from RefSeq and is a predicted model, not a curated record. The transcript is spliced from 5 exons.
UCGUGUUUUUCGUGUUAAUUUCUGAUAAAAAUACUUCGGUUUCGGUGUUUCGUGGAUUUAAAUUCGAAUUUUAUUUUCUAUUUCGUGUUUUUUUAUUCAAAAGUGCUUCCGUGUCACACAAGUUUCUACUUUCGGUGCUGAAUACCCGUUGAAUUCAUCUCUGUGAAAAAUUGUCUGGUGAACAUGGCUGGUUACUCGAAUAAUCCAUACAGAGACCAACAGCACCACUGGAGUCAAGAUGCAUCGUACAAUUUCGAAGUACCACCGGAUCAGUUUGGACAGGAGUUAAAUUUCCAAAAUUUCGCUGCUGAGCAAUCCCAGGGACAGUUUAUGGGAUCUCAGAUGUACGAUAGCAAUCCUUACCUGAAUCCGGCCAGUUCGCCAGCUUAUCAGGGAAAUAUAUUCACACCAAUGGAUACAGCUCCUGAGAAGUACGGUUCCGGUGGAGAAUUCGAUGAUGAGCCGCCACUCAUGGAAGAACUGGGAAUAAAUCCGGAACAUAUUUUUCAAAAGACGCCAGUAAAAUGAAGGACAUCCUAUAUU